AUGCCCUGCGUGGUCCGUUUCGACAUCAUGGCGCAUCGACUGGGCCCGGGCAAGGCGGCCGUGAUGACUGGAGAGCUCACCGAGCUUGGCGGCUGCUUUUUGGGUUGGCCUGAGGGCCCACAGGUCGUCUUCAACGCGAUGCUCCGCGCAUGCUUCCGGGAAACUGUGGCGGUCCACUGA
Molecule: messenger RNA, 180 nt
Organism: Symbiodinium sp. CCMP2592
Lineage: Eukaryota; Dinophyceae; Suessiales; Symbiodiniaceae
Source: the annotation of a GenBank genome assembly